AUGAAAAAUAAAAGGAUUACUGUCGUAAGCAACAGGCUCCCUCUGAAGGCCAAAAAAGAAGAGGGCAAGUACACAUACACAAAAACAUCCGGAGGGCUUGUCACUGGGCUCAGCGGGGCGCAGGGCUCUCUUAACUUCAGAUGGAUGGGCACGCUGGAGGGCGUGGACCCUGAAGAUCAAGAGACAGUUCGGGAGGAGUGCUUGAAAAACUACAACUACUAUCCAAUCUUCAUAGAAGACGACCUGUACGACAAAUACUACAACAACCUCUGCAACGAAGUGCUGUGGCCGCUUCUGCACUCGUUUUCCGACUUGACUUCUUUCAACAUUUCAGACUACAUCGCCUACAAGAAAGUCAACACACUGUUUGCCCAGGAGAUACUCAAAACCAUCCAGCCAGGAGACAUGGUGUGGGUGCACGACUACCAUCUUAUGCUUCUCCCCAUGAUGAUACGGCAGGAGGCAAAGAACACAGUCAAAAUAGGGUACUUUCUGCACAUUCCGUUCCCCAGCUACAGCAUUCUUAAGGGCUCUCCAAUACUCUACCCUCUUGUCAACGGCAUGCUUGGGUCAGACCUGGUUGCUUUCCACACGUUCGAGUAUCUUUCCAACUUCAAGAACGCAUGCGAGCUGUGCGAGGCAGAGGAGGUUUCUCUCCUGUCGAUUCGGGUCCAGGAUAGAACAGUCCGGCUGGAGGCUCUUCCCAUAGGAAUAGACCCGGGCCUUUUCCAAAAUGAGUCCCUCAAACAGACAACGAUAGAACGAGGGCGAGAGCUCAAAAAGAGGUUUAAAAACAAAAAAAUCAUUCUGGGAAUUGACAGAGUGGACUACAUAAAGGGAAUUCCGCACAGAAUAAAGGCGUUUUCAAAGCUGAUUCAGGACAACCCGGAGCUGGCCGACAAGGUGGUGUUUUGCCAAGUGGGGGUCCCCAGCAGAACAGACGUGAAGGUGUAUGCAACGCUUUCCGACGUUUUGUGCAGGCUGAGCGGGUCUCUUAACUCGUCUGGCUGCAUUGAAGACACCCUAGUCUAUUUCAUAAACAACUCAAUCUCCUUCAUGGAGCUGUGCGCCUUGUAUUCUGUCUCUGACGUGUGCGCGAUUUCCUCGCUUAGAGACGGAAUGAAUCUGGUUGCGCUGGAGUUUGUCGCGUGCAUGGGGACCGGCGUGCUGGUCAUGAGCGAGUAUGCAGGAGCUGCGGGGAUGCUAACAGGCUCUGUGUACGCGAACCCGUGGAACAUCAAAGAGCUAUCGCAGGCAUACAAGGAGGCUCUUCUGAUGCCCGAAGACGCCAGAAUAGAGAGAAAGACCCAGAUGCAUAAGAUAGUGGACAAGUUCACGGCCGAGCACUGGGCAGACCGGUUCAUAUCGAUACUCGAGAAAGACGUUUAG
Molecule: messenger RNA, 1389 nt
Organism: Nematocida major
Lineage: Eukaryota; Fungi; Microsporidia
Product: trehalose 6-phosphate synthase
Exons: 1
Coding region: 1-1389 (462 amino acids)
Biological process (GO): trehalose biosynthetic process
Cellular component (GO): cytosol
Molecular function (GO): catalytic activity
Source: RefSeq, a predicted model, not a curated record